AUGAUAGGUCAUAAAGCUCAAAUUACCGGUAUUAUGCCACCCCCCCGUCGGGCUACCAUCAUUAGAAGGGGUGCUCACUCAGCAGAUCCCGAUGAGGGGACCUCCCCAAUAGCACAUUUGGGAAAACUGGCUAGUACAUGUAAUGGUGAGACGCGGAGAUCCCUUGGCGCUUCUUGUCCUCCCUCCUUCACCUUCUUCCAUCCUCUUCCACCUUCGUCCACCCUCGUCCAUCCUUAUCCACCCGCGUCCACCAUCAUCCACCCUCCUCCAACCACCUUCAACCUCGUCCACCCUAUUCCAUCUCUUCCACCCUCCUCCACCCUCGUCCAUCCUCAUCCACCCUCUUCCACCUUCGUCCACCCUCCUCCGCCCUCGUCCACCCUACUCCAGCCUCUUCCACCCUACUCCAGCCUCUUCCACCCUCGGCCACCCUUGGUCACACCCUCUUCCACCCUACCCCAGCCUCCUCCACCCUCGGCCACCCUUGGUCACACCCUCUUCCACCCUACUCCAGCCUCUUCCACCCUCGGCCACCCUUGUCCACCCUACUCCAGCCUCUUCCACCCUCGGCCACCCUUGUCCACCCUACUCCAGCCUCUUCCACCCUCGGCCACCCUACUCCAGCCUCUUCCACCCUCGUCCACCCUUGGUCACACUCUCUUCCACCCUACUCCAGCCUCUUCCACCCUCGGCCACCCUUUCCACCCUCUUCCACCCUACUCCAGCCUCUUCCACCCUCGGCCACCCUUGGUCACACCCUCUUCCACCCUACUCCAGCCUCUUCCACCCUCGGCCACCCUUGUCCACCCUACUCCAGCCUCUUCCACCCUCGGCCACCCUUGGUCACACCCUCUUCCACCCUACUCCAGCCUCUUCCACCCUCGGCCACCCUUGGUCACACCCUCUUCCACCCUACUCCAGCCUCCUCCACCCUCGGCCACCCUUGUCCACCCUACUCUAGCCUCCUCCACCCUCGGCCACCCUUGUCCACCCUACUCCAGCCUCUUCCACCCUCGGCCACCCUUGUCCACCUACUCCAGCCUCUUCCACCCUCGGCCACCCUUGGUCACACCCUCUUCUACCCUACUCCAGCCUCUUCCACCCUCGGCCACCCUUGGUCACACCCUCUUCCACCCUACUCCAGCCUCUUCCACCCUCGGCCACCCUUGUCCACCCUACUCCAGCCUCUUCCACCCUCGUCCACCCUUGGUCACACCCUCUUCCACCCUACUCCAGCCUCUUCCACCCUCGGCCACCCUUGGUCACACCCUCUUCCACCCUACUCCAGCCUCUUCCACCCUCGGCCACCCUUGUCCACCCUACUCCAGCCUCUUCCACCCUCGGCCACACUUGUCCACCCUACUCCAGCCUCUUCCACCCUCGGCCACCCUUGGUCACACCCUCUUCCACCCUACUCCAGCCUCUUCCACCCUCGGCCACCCUUGGUCACACCCUCUUCCACCCUACUCCAGCCUCUUCCACCCUCGGCCACCCUUGGUCACACCCUCUUCCACCCUACUCCAGCCUCUUCCACCCUCGGCCACCCUUGUCCACCCUACUCCAGCCUCUUCCACCCUCGUCCACCCUUGUCCACCCUACUCCAGCCUCUUCCACCCUCGGCCACCCUUGUCCACCCUCGUCCACCCUACUCCAGCCUCUUCCACCCUCGUCUACCAUUGUCCACCCUACUCCAGCCUCUUCCACCCUCGGCCACCCUUGGUCACACCCUCUUCCACCCUACUCCAGCCUCUUCCACCCUCGGCCACCCUUGUCCACCCUACUCCAGCCUCUUCCACCCUCGUCCACCCUUGUCCACCCUACUCCAGCCUCUUCCACCCUCGUCCACCCUCGUCCACCCUACUCCAGCCUCUUCCACCCUCGGCCACCCUUGUCCACCCUACUCCAGCUUCUUCCACCCUCGGCCACCCUUGGUCACACCCUCUUCCACCCUACUCCAGCCUCUUCCACCCUUGUCCACCCUCGUCCACCCUACUCCAGCCUCUUCCACCCUUGUCCACCCUCGUCCACCCUACUCCAGCCUCUUCCACCCUUGUCCACCCUUGGUCACACCCUCUUCCACCCUACUACAGCCUCUUCCACCCUCGGCCACCCUUGGUCCCAAACCUCUUCCACCUACUACAGCCUCUUCCACCCUCGGCCACCAGUUUCCUGAAUUUCAUGGGAGCCUCCGCACAACACAAAGCUAUCUUUAAAUCCCGUAAUCCGAAUUAUCUGAGGCAGUGA
Messenger RNA from Penaeus monodon (black tiger shrimp), 2244 nucleotides. RefSeq names its product extensin-like. The transcript is spliced from 4 exons. The record is from RefSeq and is a predicted model, not a curated record. The coding region runs from base 1 to 2244 and encodes 747 amino acids. Lineage: Eukaryota; Metazoa; Arthropoda; Malacostraca; Decapoda; Penaeidae.